AAGCCAUCUGUACAUAAUCCACAUUAGAUAAAAGAUAAAUAAGUUAAGGUCUGUGUGUGGAAAAAAACAAUGGCGAUGAUUUUGCAAGUCCCUCCUCCGUCUUCCUUGUGUAACACCAGAAACCCUAAACUCCAAUUCUUCUACUCUUCAGUUCGAUCUAAUUCGAAGAAGUUCAGAUGCAGAGCCGUCCGAGAGAAAACCGAAGAGAUGGUGAAGAAGAACACUCCUCCUUCUUCUUCUUCGGCUGAGGAAGCCACCAAGAAAUAUGGACUCGAAGUUGGUCUAUGGAAGAUAUUGAGAUCCAAGGAUGAAGAGGAAGAAGUUGACGGAGAGAAUAAGAAGAAGAAAUCAAAAACAGAUGAAGCUAAAGAGUUACUCGCUAAGUACGGUGGUGCUUAUCUUGCUACCUCCAUUACCCUUUCCCUCCUUUCCUUCUCACUCUGCUACGCUCUCGUCACUUCCGGUGUUGAUGUUCCAGCUCUUCUCCUAAAGGUUGGGAUUUCGACGAAUGAGACAGGAGAGAAAGUAGGAGCCUUUGCUUUGGCUUACGCAGAGCAUAAAGCUGCUUCUCCAAGAAGGUUUCCUCCUACGGUGGCUUUGACUCCUAUUGUAGCUAAUUGGAUUGGGAAUAAAGUGGACAAGGAGAAGGGUGAUGACUAGUCAGUAUUUUCCUUUAGUUUACUCAAUGGUACUAAAUUGUAUAAUCACUAUACUCACUCUUUCUAGGUUCUAUGUACAAAACAUUUAAGCUUCUUUAAUCUGUGAGAAUGACGUCGAGUUAGGAACAUAAACCAAA
This is a messenger RNA of Raphanus sativus (radish), 796 nucleotides long. RefSeq lists its product as uncharacterized. The transcript is spliced from 3 exons. The record is from RefSeq and is a predicted model, not a curated record. The coding region runs from base 70 to 660 and encodes 196 amino acids. Gene Ontology annotation, cellular component: mitochondrion. NCBI's taxonomy places the organism in Eukaryota, Viridiplantae, Streptophyta, Magnoliopsida, Brassicales, Brassicaceae.